This is a messenger RNA of Lachancea sp. 'fantastica', 735 nucleotides long. NCBI's taxonomy places the organism in Eukaryota, Fungi, Ascomycota, Saccharomycetes, Saccharomycetales, Saccharomycetaceae. The record is from the annotation of a GenBank genome assembly.
AUGGAUAACAAACAGCUUGCUCACUUUGUUGAGAGACAAGGUACACCGCUCAACACGCGGCCAGCGUCGCCUUAUACUUUGAACCCACCCGUUGAAGCAGAUGGCCUAUCGUGGCCCACACCUGGCUCGAGAUCUCGAGCCGAAGAAUCGGAAAAAGACACGCAAGAGCGUACGGAGCGGAUUGCGGCGGCGAUGAAAGUGAUUCUGGCGGAGUUGGGCGAAGAUGUGGCUCGUGAAGGCCUCCUGGAUACUCCGCAGAGAUAUGCCAAGGCAAUGCUGUAUUUCACCCAGGGCUACCAGCAUAAUAUCAUGGACGAUGUUAUCAAAAACGCGGUUUUCGAAGAGGAUCACGACGAAAUGGUUAUCGUAAGGGAUAUCGAGGUGUACUCGCUGUGCGAGCAUCACCUGGUGCCAUUUUUCGGGAAAGUGCACAUCGGUUACAUCCCAAACAAAAAGGUCUUGGGACUCAGCAAGCUGGCACGUCUGGCUGAGAUGUAUGCCCGCCGGUUGCAAGUACAAGAAAGACUUACGAAACAGAUUGCCAUGGCAUUGAGCGAGAUUCUCAAACCUCGUGGUGUAGCAGUAGUCAUGGAGGCUCAACACAUGUGCAUGGUGUCGCGAGGAGUUCAGAAAACAGGAUCUUCAACAGUCACUUCGUGCAUGCUGGGUUGUUUUAGAGGUGCUCACAAGACGCGUGAGGAAUUUUUGAACCUGCUGGGUCGCCGCAGUUGUUGA